This is a messenger RNA of Myripristis murdjan (pinecone soldierfish), 2721 nucleotides long. It is a transcript of the gene nobox, whose product is annotated as NOBOX oogenesis homeobox. Bases 94 to 2475 code for a protein of 793 amino acids. NCBI's taxonomy places the organism in Eukaryota, Metazoa, Chordata, Actinopteri, Holocentriformes, Holocentridae. Gene Ontology annotation, biological process: regulation of transcription by RNA polymerase II. Gene Ontology annotation, molecular function: DNA-binding transcription factor activity, RNA polymerase II-specific; RNA polymerase II cis-regulatory region sequence-specific DNA binding. The record is from RefSeq and is a predicted model, not a curated record. The transcript has 9 exons.
CACACUGCGAGAUAAUCAAUCAAUCAAGCUCCCUCAUCAGUGUGCUGGGAGUCAUUCGCUUCGUGACCCAGCGCUCCUUAAUUGAUAGAUUUAAUGCAACUUUAUUGGUUUGAAGCUGGCGUCGUUAUGGAUGAAGACCACGACUGUCCAAGCCUCCUGUGUGAGGAACUGGAGGAUUUUGAUAAUGGAGAUAAUCUCCAAAGAAGCAGGAGGGAAGGAGGAGUGGAUGAGGAGGAGUCCUUCAGUCAGACUGAAGAGGGAGGACAAGAGAGAGAGCAAGAAGAGGAUGGGGAGGAGGAGGAUAAAGGAACUAAAGUUAGUGAUACAUCAGCAAAGAAUGUAAUUGAGACAGAGGGAGAGGAAGAAGAGCGGGGGAAGCCAGAGAGUGGGCCGAAAGCGGAGGAGGCACAGGAGGUCCAGAUGGAAGACAAGACUGAGAACGAUGAGGAAACAAUCUCAGAUAAGCAAGAGGAAAAAGAAACAAAUGGUUUAGAAGAGAAAGAUGACCAGAAAAAGAGUAGGAAAAGAAGAGGUAAGAGGCCAAGUGAGCGAGCGAGAAGCAAGAGAGGUCUGAGAGAUGUCAGCGAGAGAGCGGAGGCUGAGAGGAAGGGACAGGAAGUGCCAGAGCUGAGCUCGCAGGAGGGAUCGUCUCUGCCAGAGCCCCCCGCUGGGCUGAUGAACAGCUGCGACCUGUCUGACCCUGUCUACCUGAGCUGUGGGGGGGCGGGGCUCUACUGCCCUCCUGUUCCCAUUCCCCUCCUGUACAAUGCCCAGCGCCAGGUCCCAAUCCAGCCCGCACCUCCUCAGCCCCACGGGACCAAAAGGCCUCACAGCCCCCCUCUACCUCACACUCUCCCCCUGCCAGCCCCACAGCCUCUGGAGAUGGAGAUUACUCAGGUCUACUCCACCCGCCGCUCCAUUCGCUACAGCACCAGGGGGAGAGGGAGGACACUGGGGUUCCCUCUGCUGCCGGGGUUAGAGCCUGUGGACAGCUGCCUGCUGCCACCUGCACCCAAGAAGAAGACACGGACACUCUACAGCACUGAUCAGUUAGAGCACUUAGAGGGCCUAUUCCAGGAGGACCACUACCCCGACGCAGAGAAGAGGAAAGUUAUCGCAGCUACAGUCGGUGUCACACCUCAGAGGAUCAUGGUCUGGUUUCAGAACCGCAGGGCUAAGUGGAGGAAGGCAGAGCGCUCCGUCACUGGAAAGGUGGAGAAUAGACAGAACAGGACUGGACUCAGCAGCAGUCCGCAACAAACCAAUCCUCCCCUGCCUGCCCAGGCACCCCCCACCAGUAAGGGAGCUGGGUCUUUGCCUUGUCAUGUUGUCCCGAAGCCUCCCCCUCCUCUCCGUCCUGCAGCACCUCCUCUCCCCACCCAGAGUCUGCCCUCCUAUAGCACCCUGCUGGCCUGCAUCACCAGCCCAAGUCAGUCCAGAGCAAGAGACGCUGGCCAAAACCAGCCAUCGUCUCAGGGGGGCCUAGCAGAGUACCAGCCUCCACCCAUGCACAGCCCGCCCCCGAUACGUCGAGCCAGCCUCUCCCUCUUCACGUCAAACUACAACCCUGCCAACCUGAACUCCAACCCCACUCCGCCUCUUCUCAACACCCCGGCCCACAUCCCGCCUCUCUUCCUGGACGCUUUGGAGGGCAGCUCCUCCUUGUCCCACCGUGACACCCAGUCUCUGCAGACUGACACCAGCUCUCUGUUUGAUUAUGGGGAGAAACUUGAGUACCUCACCUCUAGCCAGCAGAACAACAAUCUGCCAUACCAGCUCCAGACCUCCCACCCCCUCAGCCAGACGCAGCCUCAGACGCAGGCCUCUCUACCCCGCCUGGCCUACCUCACCCCAUCCCCCUACCUCACCCCAAACCAUCGAGAUUCCAACCCCACUUCUUACCUGACCUUUGGUCCUGGAGGAGGCUCUACCGGAGUGGUGACCUAUGCCGCAGGAGGUCACACCUACUACCAAUCCCAAAGUGCAGGACAAAUAUUGCUGCAGUCCGCUGGUCACCAUGGUGGGCUCACGGCUUACCAGUCCUACCCGUGGGGUAACAUGUACAGCCAGCCGGCCAUGUUUCAGCGUGCCCAGUGCCCUCCAGCCUACUCUGGCAGCUUGGGAGCUGCACGUGACCACCAGCCCCCCUCCACCGCCCCCAUGGCUGCCCCUCCAUACUUCUCCCAGGCCAGCCUCGGGCCCACACACACACACCUCGAGCGCUCCUCACACUCCCAAGCACACACCACCACCACCAGCAGCAACACCACAGUCCUCCCGCCUGUGUCCACCCUGCGGCCCUCCUUCCUCAGAGCGGAGAGCGCCGCACCUAAGGUGACACCCUUGCUGCCUUCGCAGGUCAGUCCUGCCUCUCCAGAAAGCCCUCCAGCGCCCCCGUGUGUGAAAAUUGAGUAUGACAGCCCAAGUGAGAUCCACAGCCAUUUCCACUGUGACUUCUCCCCAAUACACUUUUGACUGUGUGUGUGUGUGUGUCUAAGUGUGAGAUGAAUCCUCCAGACAAGUGUGACUUUGAAUAAUUAGUGUAAGUAUCGUUCAUAUCCCGUGUGCCUUUGUGAAUAUAUAUUUUCUGUGUUCUAUUUUCUAUGUUCUAUUGCGUUUGUGUGAUUAUUUGGAUUUUGCCUGUUCUCACUAAAAGAAUGCAAGCAGACCUAAGUUGGGCUACGUUUAGCUGGGCUGCAAUAAAUGCUUGCUGCACUGUAA